Messenger RNA from Archocentrus centrarchus (flier cichlid), 1470 nucleotides. Its product is annotated as cytochrome P450 2J6-like. Gene Ontology annotation, biological process: xenobiotic metabolic process. Gene Ontology annotation, molecular function: oxidoreductase activity, acting on paired donors, with incorporation or reduction of molecular oxygen, reduced flavin or flavoprotein as one donor, and incorporation of one atom of oxygen; iron ion binding; heme binding. The transcript is spliced from 11 exons. Lineage: Eukaryota; Metazoa; Chordata; Actinopteri; Cichliformes; Cichlidae. Bases 1 to 1470 code for a protein of 489 amino acids. Gene Ontology annotation, cellular component: intracellular membrane-bounded organelle; cytoplasm. The record is from RefSeq and is a predicted model, not a curated record.
AUGUUUGUUUUAAUUGCGCUGCUAUGGCUCUGCAUUUUCAUCACCAUCCUUCAACUCAAAUCCCAGAGGCCCAAGAACUUUCCACCAGGACCUCUUAAUGUGCCCCUACUGGGCAGUAUUUUUCACCUGAGCCUUGAGAACCCCUUGAAGGAUUUUGAGAAGCUGAGGAAAUCUUAUGGAGAUGUCUACAGUAUUUUCAUUGGCAACAAACCAACAGUAGUCAUCAAUGGGGUGAAGGCCAUGAAGGAGGCUAUGGUGACCAAAGCUAUUGAUUUUGCUGGACGACCCCAAGGCUUGUUUGUUAAUGAUAUCACUGAUGGGAAAGGAGUCAUUAUGGCAGAUUAUGGCUCAAAGUGGAAGGAACAUCGUCGCUUUGCCCUGAUGACUUUAAGGAACUUUGGUCUGGGGAAAAAUUCAAUGGAGAACAGAAUUCAUGAUGAGAUAAAACACAUCAUUAGUACCUUGGAAACCAGCAUUGGUAAAACCAUGAGUCCUCAGGUUAUGUUUCAUAAUGCAGCCUCCAACAUCAUCUGCCAGGUUCUGUUUGCAAAACGCUAUGAGUAUAACGAUGAGUUAAUCAAACUAUUUGUAGCAAUCUUCACCGAGGUUUCAAAGAUAACCAAUGGACCUUGGGCUACGCUCUAUGACUCUUUUCCUAUAAUUCGAAACCUGCCACUGCCCUUCCAAAAGGCCUUUAAGAAAGUUGAGAUUUAUAAGAUGCAUUCACUUCGUUUGGUGAGUGAGCAUAAAAAGACCAGAGUCCCAGGAGAGCCACGAGACUUUAUUGACUGCUAUCUGGAUGAAGUGGAGAAGAGAGCUGAUGAAGGCUCUUCAUUUUCAGAAGAAGAACUCAUUAUGUACGCUCUGAAUCUUCACUUUGCUGGGACUGACACUACCUCCAACACCCUCCUUACUGGUUUUCUUUACCUUAUGAACUAUCCACAUAUACAAGAACGAUGUCAGCAGGAGAUAGACCAAGUGUUGGAAGGGAAGGAUCGUGUCAGUUUUGAGGACAGACACAAUAUGCCCUAUGUGCAGGCUGUGAUUCAUGAAGUACAGAGGAUUGCCAACACUGUUCCUCUCAGUGUCUUCCACUGCACAACUAGAGACACAGAGCUCAUGGGAUAUUCCAUUCCCAAGGGUACAAUAAUUAUCCAGAAUCUGAUAUCAGUACUCAGUGAGGAGGGACAGUGGAAAUCCUCUCAUAAAUUCAACCCUGAAAACUUCCUUAAUGACCAAGGAGAGUUUGUUAAACCAGAGGCUUUCAUGCCCUUCUCUGCAGGUCCUCGAAUGUGUCUUGGAGAGGGUCUGGCUCGUAUGGAGCUUUUCCUCAUCAUGGUGACUCUGCUGAGGAGGUUUAAGUUCAUCUGGCCUGAGGAUGCAGGAGAGCCAGACUUCACUCCAGUCUAUGGGGUCACUCUGACUCCCAAACCUUAUCAAAUGAAGAUCCAACUCAGGACAUCAGAGUGA